Molecule: messenger RNA, 1971 nt
Organism: Drosophila serrata
Lineage: Eukaryota; Metazoa; Arthropoda; Insecta; Diptera; Drosophilidae
Product: sodium-independent sulfate anion transporter
Biological process (GO): transmembrane transport
Cellular component (GO): membrane
Source: RefSeq, a predicted model, not a curated record
GUACUGAGCGGUUGCCUAAGCUCACGGUAUCGUUAUAUUGAUUGCCCGAUCUCCGAUCGUGCUCAGUUAGUUUUCCGAACGCGGAACACUCGCAUCUCCGCUAUGAGGGCCAACGAGGAUAAUCUCUAUCGGGAGCAGUUGCCCAGCCUUGGCUCCCUUAUCAGGGAUGGAGGUCGCAAGCUGUGUCGGCCGGCGACCGUGACCAGCAAGUUCCCGAUCCUCAGCUGGCUGCCUCGUUACCGGCUGGAGUACAUCAUGCAGGACUUUAUCGCUGGCUUCACCGUGGGCCUAACCACCAUCCCGCAGGCGAUCGCCUAUGGCGUGGUGGCCGGCCUAGAGCCGCAGUACGGCUUGUACUCGGCGUUCAUGGGAUGCUUCACCUACAUCGUUUUCGGCUCCUGCAAGGAUGUCACCAUUGCCACCACUGCCAUCAUGGCCCUGAUGGUCAACCAGUAUGCCACCAUCAGUCCGGAUUAUGCUGUUCUCGUAUGCUUCCUGGCUGGCUGCAUUGUCCUGCUGCUCGGCCUGCUCAACAUGGGUGUGCUGGUGCGCUUCAUCUCGAUCCCCGUGAUCACAGGCUUCACCAUGGCGGCGGCCACCACGAUAGGCAGUGCCCAGAUUAACAAUAUUGUGGGACUGGCCAGUCCUUCGAAUGACUUGCUGCCCGCCUGGAAGAACUUCUUCACGCACUUGGACUCUAUAAGGAUCUGGGACGCCUUACUGGGUAUCUCUUCACUUGUUUUCCUGCUUCUCAUGACGCUCGUCAAGGACAUCAAGUGGGGCAAUCGCAUAUUCUGGAAGUACUUAGGCCUCUCACGCAAUGCCCUGGCCGUGAUCUUUGGCACCUUCCUAGCCUACAUCCUGAGCAGAGAUGGAAAUCAACCCUUCCGGGUCACCGGCAACAUUACAGCCGGAGUGCCGCCCUUUCGAUUGCCACCCUUCAGCACCACCGUGGAUGGAGAGUACGUGUCCUUUGGCGAUAUGAUCAGCACAGUGGGCGCUUCAUUGGGUUCCAUUCCGCUGAUCUCGAUUCUGGAAAUUGUGGCUAUAUCGAAGGCAUUUUCCAAAGGAAAGAUUGUGGAUGCCUCGCAGGAGAUGGUGGCUCUGGGCAUGUGUAACAUCAUGGGCAGCUUCGUGCUGUCCAUGCCCGUGACCGGAUCCUUCACCCGCACUGCUGUGAAUAAUGCCAGCGGAGUGAAGACACCUCUGGGAGGAGCAGUAACUGGCACCUUGGUGCUCAUGGCCCUGGCAUUCCUCACCCAAACCUUUUACUUUAUACCCAAGUGCACCCUGGCUGCCAUCAUUAUAGCGGCCAUGAUAUCCCUGGUGGAGCUGCACAAGAUCAAGGACAUGUGGCUGUCGAAGAAGAAGGACCUGUUUCCCUUUACGGUCACCCUUAUCACAUGCAUGUUCUGGAGCUUGGAGUAUGGUAUUCUGUGCGGCAUUGCUGCCAAUAUGGUGUACAUCCUCUACAGCAGUGCACGUCCUCAGGUGGACAUCAAUUUGGUGAAGGUCAAUGGCCAUGAAGUGGGUCUGGUGGAUGUAAAACAGAAGCUGGACUAUGCUUCUGCAGAGUACCUCAAGGAGAAGGUAGUCCGCUUCCUUAACCACCAGAACGGAGAGACCCAGUUGGUGGUCAUUCGAGGCGAGGAGAUCAACUCUAUCGACUACACAGUCGCUAUGAACAUUGUCACCAUGAAGGGCGAUCUAGAGGCCCUAAAUUGCGCCAUGAUCUGCUGGAACUGGAACAUUGCGUCAGCCGGUGUGGUCUGCCGCCUGAAGACUGACCUGAGGCCCAUCUUUAAGUUCGAUGUGACGCUGGAGGAGGUGGUGGCCGGACACUUUGAUAGUCCCUCUCACACAGCGUCCACCGUGACCAUGGAGGCAUAGAAAACUUAGGUUUUACUAAGAUCAAAGCUGAAAGUAUUACCUCAAGAUCACAACUAAAUAGAGUCGCAUUUAAGAACAUAA